Neurospora tetraspora is the source of this 1339-nucleotide messenger RNA. RefSeq names its product Fcf1-domain-containing protein. NCBI's taxonomy places the organism in Eukaryota, Fungi, Ascomycota, Sordariomycetes, Sordariales, Sordariaceae. The transcript has 3 exons. The record is from RefSeq and is a predicted model, not a curated record. Gene Ontology annotation, molecular function: small ribosomal subunit rRNA binding. Gene Ontology annotation, cellular component: nucleolus; small-subunit processome. The coding region runs from base 111 to 1064 and encodes 317 amino acids.
UUUUCCCUUCGUCAGAUUUGGUUGUUCAACCUUCCUCCCGGCGACGACCAAGCCCCCAUCGGUCAACCUAAAAUACCCACAACAACCACAGCCACGGCAACACUCUCACAAUGGGUAAGAGCAGGAAGGCCUACAAGAAGCUGAUGCGCUCCUUCGAGCAGCUCGGCUUCCGCCAGCCCUAUCAGCUGCUCCUGACCAGCGACAUCGUGCUCGACACGGUCAAGCUCGACGUCAUGAACCUGUUCCAGAAGACGCUCAACACCAAGGACAUCAAGCCCAUGAUCACCCAGUGCUGCAUCCGCGCCCUGUACGCAAAGAACAAGCCCGGCCCUGACAGGGACCCGAACGUCCCAGCUGCCAUCGAGCGCGCCAAGACCUUCGAGAGGAGACGGUGCGGCCAUCUGAUGGACCAGGACCCCCUUACCGAGCGCGAGUGCAUGCUCUCGGUUGUCGACCCCAAGGGCAAAGGGGAGAACAAGUUCCGUUAUGUGGUGGCGAGUAAUGAUGAGUGGUUGAGACACAGGUUGAGGUCGGUGGUGCCCACGCCACUCAUGUACUGCCGCAGGAGUGUCAUGAUCCUUGAGCCCAUGUCCGACGCAUCACAGCAAAUCAGAGACAGAGAGGAGCGUCAAAAGUUCAAGGAUGGUAUCAUCAGAAGGACACUGAAGAGGAAGAGAGAGGAUGGCGACGAAGGCGAAGAAGACUCCGAAGGCGAUUCCGACAGCGAGGGCGAGGAAGUCCAGAAGGAAAAGUCGACAGAUGGGGCCCCGGACGCUGCCGGUUCCGCGGAACAGGAACAGACGCAGAAGAAGAAGAAAAAGAAGAACUACGGCCCCAAACAGCCAAAUCCACUGGCCUUGAAGAAAGCCAAGAAGGAAGCCGACAAGAAGAAGAAAUCGCCAUCAGAUCAACAAAAACCGAAGAAACCCGCGGAGACGAAUGCGGAAUCGACAGCCGAGGGCAAGGCUAAGCGGAAGAGGCGCAAAAAGACCGGCGCCGGCGCUGCGGAGGGUGGGGAGCAGUCGGCCGGCCAGGGGGAAACGGCCGCUGUUAGUGAGGAGUGAAUUUCCUCCAUUAGGUGUUGAAUAACGGUGUUACAAGUCGGUUAUUUCACGGGUUAUGGGUGCGGAUGACAGGGCUACGACAAAGACCGUUGGAAUCGGCUUUUUGUGAAUCCGUGGCGUGAGCCAUGGGAUCGCAUUGUCUUGGGCGGCCAAUGGCACUAUCGUCUACUCAUACGAUACCAAGCAUACAGAUGUCGACGCCACCGUAUACCUUGUCUACUACUGUUCGGUUUACGGAUUACUGGUAUCACGACCAUUGAGUAGGGACGAGAAAU